GUGGCGACGGGUCCGCGGGGAUGGCGGCGGUGGCAGCGAUGACGGCGGCGGGCUUUGGAGGGGCUGGGCCGGCCCGCUCCCUCUCCCGCUUCCGAGGCUGCCUGGCCGGCGCCCUGCUCGGGGACUGCGUGGGCGCCAUCUACGAGGCGUACGACCCCGUCAGCCUGACGUCAGUCCUGCGUCACGUCCAGAGCCUGGAGCCGGACCCGGGCUCGCCGGGGAGCGCGCGGACAGAAACAUUGUACUACACAGAUGACACAGCCAUGGCCAGAGCACUGGUGCAGUCCCUGCUGGCCAAGGAGGCCUUCGACGAGGUGGACAUGGCUCACAGAUUUGCUCAGGAGUACAAGAAAGAACCUGACCGGGGUUACGGUGCUGGAGUAAUCACUGUCUUCAAGAAGCUCCUGAGCCCCAAGUGUCAUGAUGUCUACGAGCCCGCGCGGGCCCAGUUUAACGGGAAAGGCUCCUACGGCAACGGGGGUGCUAUGCGCGUGGCCGGCAUCUCCCUGGCCUAUAGCAGUGUCCAGGAUGUACAGAAGUAUGCCCGGCUCUCGGCCCAGCUGACACACGCCUCCUCCCUGGGGUACAAUGGUGCCAUCCUGCAGGCCCUGGCUGUGCACCUAGCUUUGCAGGGUGAGUCGUCCAGUGGGUACUUCCUCCAGCAACUCCUGGGCCACAUGGAAGAGCUGGAGAGUGAUGCCCAGUCCGCCUCGGAUGCCAGGGAGUUGGGCAUGGAGGAGCGUCCGUACUCCAGCCGACUGAAGAAGAUUGGAGAGCUUCUCGAGCAGGACUCGGUGACCAGAGAGGAGGUGGUGUCUGAGCUAGGGAAUGGCAUUGCUGCCUUUGAAUCCGUGCCCACCGCCAUCUACUGCUUCCUGCGCUGCAUGGAGCCCGACCCUGAGAUCCCCGCCGCCUUCAACAGCCUCCAAAGGACUCUCAUCUAUUCCAUCUCGCUUGGUGGGGACACAGACACCAUUGCCACCAUGGCCGGGGCCAUUGCUGGUGCCUACUAUGGGAUGGAACAAGUGCCGGAGAGCUGGCAGCAAAGCUGUGAGGGCUAUGAGGAGACAGACAUCCUGGCCCAGACCCUGCACCGGGUCUUCCAGAAGAGUCUGUGAGGGCCACAGCUGCUGGGGCUCCGCCAUGUCCAGCGGGACCUCCUGCAGGCAGAUUGGAAACCCUAAGGUUCCUCAAGUGUGGCUCCCUGCCUCAGACUUCCUGCAGUGUGGGCGGACUGCCCCACUGGGGCGGGGGUCUCUUUGGAGAGGUCAUUGGAACGCCGUGUGAGGGACUCCUAGUGCUGCAUUUCUGGCUGGUGGCAGAGCCUGGGACACUCCCAGCUCCUCAGUCAGACGUGAGUGACCAGGGUGGGUUCGAUUUUGGAGGGGUACUCGUGGCAUUUUUCUUUAUCCAGGACUUGGGAUUGGGGGAGGUGGAAAUGAUCUGCAGUAGCAUCUUUUCUCCUUGUUGGGAUUUAUCCAGUUUGCCAGAAAGCCUGUCUUUGACUGGGCAAGGCCCCAAAGAGCAAGAUUAUAUGGAUCAAGAAGACAGACAUUUGAAUCUAGCUGAUCUAGAUACACACCCGGCCCUUGGCUGCCAUGGGCUUGUUAACAGCUUCCAGUGGAAGUCACACAGCAAUAAACAGUUUCUGGUAAAUCCCA
This is a messenger RNA of Equus quagga, 1661 nucleotides long. RefSeq names its product ADP-ribosylserine hydrolase (gene ADPRS). Gene Ontology annotation, cellular component: nucleus; mitochondrion. Lineage: Eukaryota; Metazoa; Chordata; Mammalia; Perissodactyla; Equidae. The transcript has 6 exons. The coding region runs from base 21 to 1118 and encodes 365 amino acids. The record is from RefSeq and is a predicted model, not a curated record.